AAAGUCACCACGCGACCACGGCCACGAUCAUUAGUUAUCAUAUUUUUAGUAUCUACGUACCUAGUUCUAUUUCCAGUGUUGGAUUACUUUAUUAUAAAGGCGACGUUAUCUUAUCGCUGUUUAAAAGCAUUUGAUUGCAUAACAAUAUUCAUAAAUUAGGCGAUGUGAGUUAUGCGCAUUCUACUCAGGCCAUUUAUUGCGUCCAGACAAGUAUUGCGGCAGCAACUAAAUAAUAAGGUGAUACCAAUAAAGUUAAGACAUCCUUUUACAACAGCUUUAGUGUGGAGGGCAAUGGAAGAUAAAGAAGCCUUAAAAAAGCGUUUAACGCCACUGCAAUACCAUGUCACUCAAGAGGCUGGAACCGAACGACCUUAUACAGGGUGCUACAAUAAAUUUUACGAAGAUGGACUGUAUGUGUGUAUAGUUUGCCGACAGGACUUGUUUAGUUCAAAAACCAAGUUUGACUCUGGUUGUGGCUGGCCUGCAUUCAAUGAUUGCCUAGCUAAAGAUAAAGUCACUUUGCACCAGGAUACAAGUGCAGUUGGAGCGAAUAUAUUACUAGUUUUAACACGGCCAGGUUUGGUGCGAACUGAGGUGCGGUGUUCCAAGUGCUCCGCUCACCUGGGCCACGUGUUCGAUGACGGGCCGGCGCCCACCAAGAAACGGUUUUGUAUUAAUUCUGCCUCGAUGGACUUCAUACCAGCCGAAGAAAGGAAGGAUUAGCUUACCUUCAAUACUUUUUAAAAUAAUACUUGUCGAUAUGUUACCGAUACUAUAAAUAAAAUAUAAGUAAAUGUGUACCUACCUAAACAAAUAAGACAAGUUAACAAUGAUUUUAUACAAAAUCCAGUCCCAAACAACGUGUAACUCAAACUUGAGACACUCCAAAUAAUUUAAUUAAAACGAAUCAAUAUAUUUGAAUAAUUUGAUUGUCUUGUUACAUAUGUAUAACUUUUCGAUUUAUUAUGCAAGAGCGCAAAGUUGUAGAUGUUUACUGACAGGUAAGUGAUAACAUAGUGAAAGAAACUGAAAUCAAACCACGUGAUUCGCAAGUGAUGCUAAAAUAUAAACCUUUAGGUACUGCUGCGAGGCCUUAGGCUCGAUAUGAUAAACAACUUUGCUCUCGAGCGAAAUACAACCUUUUUCAACUCACCAGUUAAAUAAGUUUGUUUCACGGGUGUAUUAAAAAAAUGUACCUAGUUUAGCGUGGUUAAGGACCGGUUACGAAAGUUAACCAUUUAAGUCGUAAUAUGUUGUAUUUAUUGUACUUUAUUCAUACACUUGUAGAUAAGUUUAUAGCAUAGGUACGCCAACACACUCGCAUGCAUAUCUAUAAAUUAAAUAGAAACUGAAACAAUUAACUUUUUAAAACUAAUUACGGGUCCUUAGCUACCUUCAACUGGUUUGCAAUUCAUGCACCCUCAUGAUAUUCCGUUACGAUAGAGCUUUUACCCUUCUACAGGGGUUGUGCAAAAUCACGCGAGGUGUUUUCGGCUACUAAAAUAGACAGGUUAUUCCCACUAGUUACCACCAAGUUCCUACCAGUGGUAACUACUGGGAU
Messenger RNA from Cydia splendana, 1561 nucleotides. RefSeq names its product methionine-R-sulfoxide reductase B1 (gene SelR). Gene Ontology annotation, biological process: protein repair; response to oxidative stress. Lineage: Eukaryota; Metazoa; Arthropoda; Insecta; Lepidoptera; Tortricidae. Gene Ontology annotation, molecular function: peptide-methionine (R)-S-oxide reductase activity. The transcript is spliced from 4 exons. The coding region runs from base 172 to 723 and encodes 183 amino acids. The record is from RefSeq and is a predicted model, not a curated record. Gene Ontology annotation, cellular component: cytoplasm.